AUGUCUGAAGAAAUUGAGGACAAGGUGGAUCGAGGUGGACGGAAACGGCGAAAGAAUGAUUUCCCUACUGGCGAAAAAGUGCCUGCAGCUCCGUGUUGGUUUUGUUUGUCGAAUGUGGACGUGGAAAAGCACUUGGUGGUCAGCGUGGGCGAUCUCUGUUAUGCUGCAAUGCCUAAAGGACCACUCGUGGAGGAUCAUGUCAUGGUGCUUACUAUAGGUCACAUCCAGUCGCUUGUGGCCGCUUCAGACGAAAUACGCAACGAGGUGGAGAAGUUUAAGAACGCUUUCACACUUGCAGCAGACAAGGCUGGUAAGUCGCUAGUGUGCUUCGAGCGUAAUUACCGUACCCAACAUCUCCAAGUGCAAAUGGUACCGAUACCUAAAAGUGCCGUCAAAGCGUUGCGUGGAGCCUUUCUGAAUGCUGCUAAUCUUGCAGGAAUUGAACUCGUCGCAAUGGAUGAAAGUGAUCAGUUGACCGAUCUAGUAAACGAAGGAUGUCCGUACUUUUUCGUCGAAUUGCCAGAUGGUUCACGGCUGUUCACACGACAGAUGAAAAAUUUCCCAUUGCAAUUCGCUAGAGAGGUGUUAGCAAGUCGGCCGAUUCUCGAUUGUGAGGCGAAGGGCGACUGGAAGACAUGUGUGCUUGGCAAAGAAGAAGAGGCAAAACUUGCCAAAGAUCUACAAGCUCGAUUCAAGCCAUUCGAUUUCACCAAUACUGAUGACAGCGAUUAG
Molecule: messenger RNA, 732 nt
Organism: Ostertagia ostertagi
Lineage: Eukaryota; Metazoa; Nematoda; Chromadorea; Rhabditida; Trichostrongylidae
Source: the annotation of a GenBank genome assembly